Molecule: messenger RNA, 2914 nt
Organism: Exaiptasia diaphana
Lineage: Eukaryota; Metazoa; Cnidaria; Anthozoa; Actiniaria; Aiptasiidae
Product: octopamine receptor 1-like
Exons: 1
Coding region: 1335-2429 (364 amino acids)
Biological process (GO): G protein-coupled receptor signaling pathway
Cellular component (GO): membrane
Molecular function (GO): G protein-coupled receptor activity
Source: RefSeq, a predicted model, not a curated record
GCUUCUUUUUACUGCUUAUAGCUCUUUGAAUUCUGUUGUACUGAAUUUUAUUUUCAGCUCGGUUCUWACAGAAAACGAAAUAAUCUUAACUGUUUUAGCUAAUUGGGACGYAAGAGGUUGGAAAGUGUUAAGUGAUUCAAUUAUAAAUUAAUGAUCGUAUGGAGCAACCUGCAGUGAUAAAUAGCUGCUUUACAAACAACGACGAAUGCUGGUUACUCAUCCAAAAACAUUUCGAUUUAUUUGCGCAAAUAUCGACGUAACUUUGCUGUAUUUAAAGUGUGUGGAGACUCCGUGGAGGACGUCAAAUCAGUACUAAUACGUAAGCUGAUAAAGAAGGCGGAAAUCUCAUCUUGACGGUCGAGGAGAUUCGACGUUCUUCGUAAACUGGAAGAGAGAUCAUAGGGUUUUACAAAAUUACUCAAUAUAGCGACUUAGCUGUUUUGAAGAGCGAUCUUUACMUGCUAUUAAAUCUGGCUUGGUGCUUCCCACACAGAAAAGACAUUAAUCACAUCAAAAGCAUAUUUGAAAAGUUAAUUUACCAAGGUUCUAAAAGUGCCGAAAAAGCCGGUUGCUUCUACUUGGCAAAAACUAUUGAAUAGAUGCGAAGAAUGGCGUAAUUUAUAUGUAAAGAAACAAUUGGAUAGCAGAUUUCUACCGAUAACAAGAACAUUAACGAGUCGACUUGUAAACACUGAGUCGGUCUUUUCUUUUCUAGCAGUAUCGUAUUGAAUUGAUGUAAAAACAAAAUCYGUUGCCUAUCUUAUGCAAAGAAAGACUUGUAAAAGAUUAAUGAAUACAUUAUUAGAUGUCGAAACGGAUAUUGGAAGGACUACAUGGAAAUCUCUUCUAGAAGAAGGUGAUACAAGGAAAAGAUAAGACUAAAACUCGAAAAAAUAACAUCAAUUCAAAAUUCAGCAAUUCAAGCACUUGUAGGAUACAGUACACCAAGUGACACGGUCGACUACAAGAACUAAAUCAUUCUAAUUGUCAGUUCCUGAGAGUCUUCGUCCAAAACUAAAAAAAGUCAUUAAAGGUUUAUCUUGAUGAAGUAAGCCUUCAGUUGAAACAGCAAGAAAAACAAUGACGCAAAUGAGUGUUUUUUUGUGUUAUGGUUGAAAGUGAAAGACUUUACUAACGGUUUUCUUUCGAAACUAAAGAUCAUAUUUACAAACCAAACUGCUGCAGUAAAAACUCAACUACCAAUAAUUGUAGUUGCCAACACAUCUGUAUUUACAGUAGAUUAUCAACUCCACUGAAGGGAACGAAGAAACUGCUACUUUAAUAUUUCAUUWAAAAAAAACGAGAAAGAAAGAAGCUUUACUAAAAGUGAUACAAUGAAUAACACAACUGUAUUUUGUGACGGCGUCAAUGUACAAGAAACAUUGGGUUAUGUUAUCAUAUUUACGACAUCGAUACUUGGAAAUACAAUGGUYAUAAUGGUUGUUAAGCGAAAUAUGGGAGGCAAACUACGCUCUGUGAGUUACUWCUUCAUAUUUAGUCUUGCUGUGGCUGACUUGGUAAUGACGAUUGGUAAUGUCCCUGAGCGAAUAACAAGAUCAAUAACCUGUGAUACCUGGAUCAUACCAGGUACACUAGGGAUAGCGAUUUGUAAAAUUGUAAACUUUGUAGAGAAAAUGGCGAUGAUUGUCUCUGUGUCAAGUCUUGCCMCUGUUGCUGUGGAUCGAUUUCUAAAUGUUUUCUUMCCUCAUCGYAUUAUCAUCACGYCGCGUCGGUGUUUUGUAGUGAUMGGAGUGAUUUGGUUCUUUUCUGCCUUCUACUGCCUACCUAUUUUAGUAUAUGGUAAUCUACUACARAAAAAUGGACAACUUUUAUGCAAGACGAGGGUUUUCUUCCCUCGCUGGACGCUGUGGUUUUUACCAUUUCUGGUUAUACUAUUUGUGUCUUUGUUCUUUGUUUUUGUUCUUUAUUUUGCUAUUUGUGUGAAACUAUGUAUUCGUAAAGUUCCUGGUACGCGAGACAGUAUCUCUGGCAACCAAUCCUCAUCUGUAGUUCAAGGAGUUAUCAACCGUAAAGUGGCAAAGAUGGUUGCAGCGAUAGUGAUWGCKUUUUACGUGUGCUUCUUGCCGUACUGGCUGAGCUGGAUCUUCUGCAGCUAUCAUUUUACACCGCUUAUUUGCAACCCGACUUACUCUUCCAUAUCUGUUUUCCUUUCCUAUGCAAAUAUAUCCCUUAAUCCAAUAAUCUAUGUCACUUUUAGUGAAAACUUUCGCGAAGGAUUUAAYUCACUUUUCCGUAGAUUUUGCGUAAGGCGGAAAAGYGCMCGCYUUCAUCCGACGCGACCUCGCGUUAAUCAYUUUUUGGCGGGAAUUGGCGUGCGUACGGCUGCAUUGUACGAACCAAGCGUGCUGGAAGUAAAUAUGGAGCCAUACAGGGUAAAAUGUAAUAAGAAUCGAGCAAAUACACAGUGAGAUYUUGAUUGCAAUGCAGAUGAAACUCCAGGYAAAAUGUACCAUCGGAAGAGCAGGAAAAUUGAUAAAUACAACACAAACUUAAUCUCAAGAAGGUGGCACUCCAAAGUGUAUUAACACUACUAAACUUUAUGUAGAUAAUGGAGACGAACGAGUCCUUUUUAAUUAUAAUGUUAAUUAUAAUUGUAGAUUGUCAGUGACACUCUUAUGUGAAUCAAUUGUCUUCAGCAGUAGUAGUCAGUAUAGACUAUAAACUUUUUCUUGCGCAACUCAUUAGUGGUUAACCGAUUAUAAGUUCAAAUGAACACUCUUAGCUAAUGAGACUUGCUGUCAUCAACUGUAAUCCUCUUAUAAGAUGCUCUAAGAAUAAUUCAGUAAUCUGUAACAUAGAAUUAGACUUAUCUUUUCGUUUUACUUUUUAUUCAUUUGAGGGAUUUCCUCACACCUAGAAUGUCGAAAAAUAAAAUGACGUCUUUUUCAGUUGA